This is a messenger RNA of Folsomia candida, 6540 nucleotides long. Its product is annotated as ataxin-2 homolog. The record is from RefSeq and is a predicted model, not a curated record. The transcript is spliced from 7 exons. Lineage: Eukaryota; Metazoa; Arthropoda; Collembola; Entomobryomorpha; Isotomidae. Bases 637 to 5556 code for a protein of 1639 amino acids.
CACCCCCCUUUGCGUUACGAAGUUUACGAACGUCCCCUAAUUACUCGGAGUGAAAGUUGUCAUAAUUUCGUAUUAACGCGAAUCAGUCGGGAGCAAAUUCCGGAUGGUGGUGUAGGUUUACUAGCUCUUCAGAAACAUCGUUAGUAUUAACGAUAACGUGAUAAAUAUAUUUUCGAUACUGAUUACUUUUGAAACACAAUUGGAGCACUUAUUUAGCAACGUCGUCCCAGACGGCGUUAUUAACUAUAAAAGUUGUACUAUUAAACUCCUGUAACUAUAAAAGUUUGAUUUGAAUGAGGAAUAACCGAACCGCGGACUGGCCCCAAAAAAUUAGGGACUAAUGUUAAGUCGUCAAGAAAAUUUGGCAGGCUUGUGAACCACUAUUUUUAAUGACGACGACAUAAAACAUUGAACAUAUCAUUUGAGUGCGAAAAUCUCAGUAGUUCAAUUCCUUUUCUACUAUGUGCCCACGGAUGGACGGAUUCACGACAGAACGUUAACAUGCAUAAAAAGGUGUUCGUCGUGAAAUACCGGCAAAUGUCAGGCCCGCUUGAUGAUACGUUUGUUGACGAGAAAGUCGAAGAAAUAGAAAUGCGAUGAUGAUGAGAGGAGGAGAGAAGAGCUGAGCAGAUACCAAUGGUACAGAUAAUGAGUGAUAGCGGACAUUGCUCCAGAAAUAGGGCCGAAAGAGCUUCCCUUGAUGGUAAACCUGAAUAUCCGGACUCUACUGCAGUCUCCGCUACGAACCAAAUUUCAAAUAUUGCGCCACCAUUAUUCCCUAGUCCCGCUCUCAGCUCUCACCACGAGGACGUGGUGGACGGGCCAGAGGAUGAGGAAUACGAAAAUUAUAGUCUCACAGGGACUUCCCGAGACUCCAUCUUGCGGGGGGAGGAAACCAACAAUAACUUGAGCGACUCUGAUAAAGGAUUUGUGGCUGAUCCUUGGGCCGUCACAUCCUCCUUUGUACCCCCACAGUUCGACAAUGAUACUGACGAAGAUAACCAUCCACUCAACGUGGAUACUCCGAAUAAUGCAACGAACGUAUUGGAGGGAUAUGUAAAUCAUGUAAAUCUUUCUUCAACAUUCCAUUCGCAAAGAUCUCCACCUCCUGCUACCUCUAGCGGUAGGAACUACAGGAGUUUGGCUUCAAAAAAGAGACACAGGAGUAAAAAGUCCAGGACGGGUUCCUCCUCUUCGGGUGGGAGCACUAUUUCAAAAAGGUCUACGCAGUCACUACAACCACGGAGGGCUACGCUAGUUCAUACAAGACGAAGGAGUACGCAGUCAUCCGGCGCCGAACCAAAGCGCAGAAUGGAUGCUGACAUAAAUGGCAUUACUACUUUAGUUGAACCUCGAGCUCAUCAAGAGGAAUCUGCGCGUAGUGGUCCCACUGUUGUUGAAACUGAAACUCCAUCGACAUCCACAAUCCCUUACUGCUAUAGAUGUUUCUUAAAAUUUGCCAAAUAUAGUCACUGGAAAAAACAUGCCAUUUACGAACAUAUUCUCGCCAAGAAUCCGUACCCAAUUGUUGAAAUGAACUACAUUGACCCUGCCUCUCUGGGAAUUGAAGUUGUGAAUCCUAAUGUUAUUGAGGACCAUGAGGAAGACGCCACAUAUGGAGCGAUUACAUACAUUGGGGUGGAAGAGGGAAAUUGUAUAGAUGAACUCGGAGGAAGUACCUUAAUAUCUGAAGACUCAACUUUAGGAGGACUCAAGUUAUGCAUUGGCAGGGAGAAGGGUGCUUACGUUGUUAAAAGGAAGAGUCUUGGAAGUUUAGAAAGCAAUACUGAUGAUAAUGGCCCUCCACCUCCCCUGGUUGAGGAAUCCCCCUCAUCCCCACAACAACAAUCCCAAUCCACGGGCCCCUCCGACCUAUUGCAUAAUAAUCCAAUGCCCAUUAUAGUCAUGCCCAUGCUUAUGCCAUGCUCUACAAAAUCACCGGAAACAAUUCUGUCGUCACCACCAAAAUCGAAUGUUCCGCAGCGCGAGAUGGUAAAUCUCGAAGCUCAGUAUCGCUCAAUGGUCUCCAUUGAGUCCGAGCUCGAGACUGUUUUCAGUGGUGAGAUGGACGAGUUUGAACAGGCGUUGGAGUUUGCGAUGGAAAGGUCACGCAUAGCAGCUGGAAGCCCUACUCUGCCAAAACCGUUACCUACUGCAGGAAGUGGUGGCGUUGCCAUUCCCGGUGGAGGCGUUCGACUUUUACCUCCUUCAGAUUUGAAUUAUAAGAUGAUCUCUGAAGAUGUUCCAGUCAUCAGCCCAUCCAUUGCCGUUGAGUCGUCGGACGAUAUUGAUGUGUCAGAGGCUAAUUUAAUCAAGUUAUUGACAACUGGCACAACUCCUGUUAACGUUGAAGGAUCAAGAAUACCUACAGCUUCAUCUCAAUUGCAUGAACCAAGCCUUGUGAUUGCAAAGAAGCCUUGUGAUGAACCCGGUGAUGUAGAUCCUAAAGCGAGCAAUAAGGGUUGUAAUGGCAGCAGCACCAGUAAGGAUUUGGAAAAUCCUGAUGAAGAAAAUGUGGAAAAAAGCACAAAUUCCACCACCAAAGAUGUUCAAACCAUUGAAGGACAGGAUGAAUCAGAAGAAAGAAAAGGUAGUAGUUUGAACGGGAAAGAGUCAACUGCAGAUUCACAAAACUUAGAGCUUGCCAAAGAAAAGGACGCGGAUCUCUCCAAAAGGGAAGAAGUGAAGGCAUUAGUUGAACCGACGCGAAUAUUGCCAGAUGGAAGUGAUAAUGAAGCGGAUGACUUUGAGUGUCAAGUAUGUCACAAAGUGUUCAUGUCUGAUGACGAACUCAGAGAUCAUUUUAGUGAAGAUCAUUUCCGUCUUGCGGAAGGCGUUGGCAUCCUUGAGCCGGAGAGUCCGUACCCUCCACCACAAACUCCCCAGCACCAGUCAAAUUUAUCUGCCCGUGAUGCAUCCGAAACUGAAAGGGGGUCUUCCCAGUCUGAAGUUUUGCAUAAGUCUGUUACAUCACCAUCUUCAUCGUCACAUUCACAGCAAACUCAAGCUCAUUCGUUAAUAAAUGUAAACGGACCCGGAAGGAGCCAGCCCCCUUCUAGCUCGAAUAUGACUGGACGACCAUCUACGGAUAACACUGGUGGUGUGGGUCGUUCACCUUUCGGGGCAUCAACACAAGGAGAUUUACAAAACAUUCUGUGGAGGAAUCAAGCCAAUGCAGCUGCUGCUCAUGCCCAGCAGCAACAACGGGGUCAGGGGAGUGUUGUCGCUUCUGGGUUUCCUGGUGUUCCGAGACCUAUGGGACAAAGUCAAGGACCGGGCGGCCAACAAAAUAUGGGAGGAAUUUCCUCUCGAGCUCCUGGUCCACCUAAUCAGUCCAUUAUUGCCUGCCAGCCUGUGCAUCACUACACCAGUAACCAACCUCGAGCUUCAUUUGGUAUGGGAGGUCAACAAGGGCCGCUCCAUCCUCAACGACUGUCGAUGCAAUCGGGCGCACCUCACCACCGCAUCUCUCCCCCUCAUUAUCCAAUGUCCUUACACAAUGCAUUGACAGGCGUGUCCGGACCACCAAAGUACACACAGGCUACAAUACCACAUCGGACUGGUACAAUUCAACAAAGGCCAUCCCCCCCACCACCAUCCGGUCAUAUUCGACAAAUUCAGUACCAGCAACAGCAGCAGCAGCACCAACAGCAACAAAACGCAAUUCAUAGUAGUAAUAUCCCAAAUUCUGCUCGAGUUCCAACUAUGCCACUGUCAUCAACCAUUGGGAUGAAUCAACAGGUUAUUAAUCAAAUGAAUGCUGAACGUGAGCUGAACAAUCCGUUUCAACAGCGACUUCAAACCCAUCAAAUAAACCCCAUACAUCAAUCAAUGCCAAGAUUACAUCAAAUCCCCCAGCAAAGAAUUUUCCAACAGCAUCACAAUCAGCAACAACAACAACAGCAAUAUCAACAGCAACAGUAUCAACAGAAUAUUAACAACCGAGUGGGACAACUUGCCCAAAAAAGACCGGCAGCACAAGGAUUGGGAUCAUCUAUUGAAAUUAGUGAAGUUCGUCCCAAUAAGGAGCCUCGUGUCGUCGUAGAUAAUCAACUCCUUAUCCAACGCCAAGUUCGACCAGCAGAAAUUAGACCUACUCAAGUAAAUCACAACGUGGCUGCGGCGAUUGGCUCCGUUGGCAGUGCUGGUGUCAAUAGUGUCCGUCUCGGUAAUUCUAUAACCUUGAGCGUGUGUCCAACAAACUCGACGCACAAUUCUCCUGCUACGUCCCCUGCCUUGCAAGAUUUAGGCUUAAAACAGUCAUCACGAAGUUCAUCCCCUGCUCAAGCCCACCACUCAGUGUUGGCUGUCCGAGGAGUCACAGUGACGCCAGCUUCUCCCCCUAUCACUGGUAUUUCUCCAGUGUCAAGUCCAAGUCCGUCACAUAGUCCGGUAGCUUCAUCAUUGACCCAACACCAAAUUCAACAACAGCAGAAAGCUCAGGCAUCUGUCAUUCAACGUGGACCGACUUCAAUGUCUCCCCCGCGAGAAAAUCCUCCAAGAGACGACAACUUUUCUCCUCCAGUCAUCUCCACUGUGAGAGGAAAUGUUCAACCAGCCACAACUCAAUCCAUUCCACUGCAGCAGGCAGCAGCUUCUCACAAUUUUGCAAUUCCUCGACCUCCACCCCCAAUCCAUCGAAUGCAAUAUUCUUCCUCCUCUUAUGGGAUGGGGGUGACCGUGAACUCGACUGCACAAAGGCCUGACCGCCCUCCCACUGUUGACUUGACGGAUGACGAUGUUCAGACCCAUGCUCAGCAGAGAAUUAGUGGAGUUCCCCAAAAUCAUCAGAUGAUGAAUCCACCACCCAUUCGUCGAUUCGUAGCAGCACAAGCUGCCACUUUCCCCCAACAAAGGUCAUCAACAACAAUGGAUCGAUUGCCAAGCUGUAAUAUUUGCGGAUUAAUGUUCCCAUCUAUUUUAUCGCUGGAUACCCACAAAAUGUCUAAUCACGCGAUUCCACGAUCUAACCAGCAUCCUCCUCCUCCUGCCAAUGUAACGUCCCCAACAAAUGGAGGAACUCGUCCGCAACAACCAUCGCCGGUGAGAAGCGCGUUGACCAUGAGCAGACCAAUGAUAAUGCCAGGUCAUGGUGCUCAGCCAUCUAUUGUCCGUGCGCCACAAGUCCCUGGCUCUGUCUCCAUCCUGAGAAGUCAUCAGCCUACAUCAUCGCAAAUUCGGUCUCAGAGUCCAAAUCGUCCAUCCAUCUCCAACAGCCCGGUCAACAACAAUGGAAAAUACUUGUACAUUCCACUUUUAGACAUGGGACGCAUGGAUGCCAACAAAAUGAGAAAGCUUGAAGAAAUCGGAAUUACUUGUGUAGUUCCACUCCAGGGAAACAAUACAAUGACACAGAUGGGAAUCCCUAUUAUGUCCCUGAGGGGCGACAUGGCUAUUAGUCAACAUGUUCCGUGGGAUUCGGUAUUGCCCAUGGGACCCAUAUCUCAGGCCACCUUGAAUGAACCAGGAAAUGGAAAUAAUCGUAUUAAUAGUUUUAGCAAUAAUAAUAAUAAUAAUAAUACGAGUAGUAAUAACAAUGGAGGUGCGAGUUUCUAAAAUUAUUCGUUGCCUCGUUCGUGGGUUUAAGUCAACGGGCCGACUUGGAUGGAAUGUGUUUGCUUUACGAUAAAGUUAAUCAGGAAUUGAUGAAGCAGGAAUUAAAAUAAUCAGCAAGAUGAAGAUGCUGACGAAUAUAUCACUGGAACAUUCAUUCCUUGCAAGUGAAUUUUCUGUCCAGCGUUUUCAUCUCAACAAGAAUGUGUCAACUUGUGUGUAAACAUUUCGUUCGCUCGUCCAACAAAUAGGACAGGUCCAGAAUUGAAAUAGUUUUUAAAAGGGGACCGACUAUAAAUUUACUUUUCAUGUGUUCAUCACAUAUUCUCUCUUGAUUCAGGGUCUCACUUGACAAAGACAAUUUAUUAUUAUUAAGAAAUGUCCAAUAAAGUUAGAAAGUGCGGCCGGAAUUUUUUGUCGCUCGAAACGAGGUCUCCCAAAAUGGAUUGUGAGAGCUGUGCAAGUUUGAAUACUCACUCACACAUGAUGCCGACGUUGGUCAAAAAAUGAAUGAGCUAACCGAUUGCUUGAACAAAGGAAAGAAUAUGGACAAGAAAUGUAUUCUGCAUUUAUUUACUUAACAUGGCUAUUGAUUUUUAUAGAUAUGUAAUAUAGAGAAUGUUAGAUGAAAUAAUUUAUGAAGAGGGAAAUGUGUCACAAAUGAUUGUUUUCAUAAUCAUUGUUUUAAUCAUAAUGGAACGGUUUGAAUUUUCCUCGUUGACAUUUAUGUUGUAAAAUUAAAUUGUAUAAAAGCAGUUGUAUGAAACCAAUCAUUGUGAUAAGCUAUACAACACAAUCUACUAUAUUAUCUGCACGAAUGCAAUAUUUAUGAUCGAAAUAUUUUAUGUUUGUAGUAUGGCGCGGUUGAAGUUUUAAUUACUCUAAUUGGUGUUGUACUAUUAUUGACAUGUUUUACUUUAUUAAUUAAAAUAGAAAUUAAAGUAAAUAAAAGGGCAACUUUUUUUACGAGAUACCAAACAUAAAAUU